AGAAUACAAAGCACGAGCAGCGUCCGCGUCGCUCCAGGAGGGGCGGCUCGGGCGUGACCUAAGCGCCGCCGCCGCCAGACCCCUCCACCCUUCCUCCUGUCCCUCGCCGCCGCCGGAUGACGCUGCCGGGCUAAGCCCGUGUGGGCGACGGUGGCGGCGGGGCUUGGCUGGCAUCUGGAAGUGGCGAAGGGGCGCGGGUCGGCGGCGGCGGCUCUGGCAACCCUUGGUCUUGUGGCGGCGGCGCGCAGCUGCUAGGAAGGCUGCAAGCAGGCUGCGGGCCUGGAUCUGGGCCGGCUACGGGCUGGAUCUGAGUCGUCCCGGGGAGGGCGUGCGGCCGUGUGCAGGUGACUGGGCUCCGACGACUGUGCUCUCUGUGCUCCGUGGAAGGGUUUCGGCGCUGUGUGGCAGUGCGGAGGCGCUGCCAUCGCUGAACUCGAUGGUUCACAUGGGCAGCGGCUUGUUGUUCCCUGCGUUGAUGGUGGGCUGCAAGGUGAUGGAAGACAGUGUGGUCUGUGACAGUUGCAACUUCGGCAGGUUCCGGGGUUUGCCUUCAUUGGCAUCUGAUCUGAGUUCCGGCGGGUCAUGGGUUAGCCUGUGUUUGGUUUGAGGUGCUGUGGCCUUCUGGUGUUGUCUGGGCAUGGUUCCACGGCGAGCUGCUGAGGUGAGUUCUGUGGAAAGCUGCUGAUUUGAAGUGCCAACACAUGUUUGGGGGCUUGUCUGUGUGAUGAAGGUAGUAGGCGUGCGUCUGCCAUGUCACGGCGUGAUCAGAGCUUCAGUGUUGAGAGGUCUCUUCUGUGUCCAUAUAUGGUGAAGUCGGAGUCGCCGGUCCGAGGGAGCGAGGGACUGUUUGUCGAUGACGAUGCCAACGUGGCGGACGUGUCGGGUGCCUCUUGCAACUUGAUGGUGAUGGUGCCUCGUGAUUGGAAGUUGAUGUGAAGCUUGUCACCAGAUUCGAAGUGGCCUUGUUGGCGUGUUGGUCGAUUGUUUGGCAUAGGCCGGUGCAAGUUCUAGGUGGCUGUUGCGGCGAAGGCUCUGUUGGUGGUCAUUUGUGGUGAAGUCGGAGUCGCCAGCUCGGGGAGUGAUGUGUGAUGACGAUGACACCUGCGGGCAACCUCAACGACGGUCAUUUCCCAGCAGUUUGUGUGGAGUGUGUAUGGGUAGCCAGGUCGGCUAGUGGUGUCCUCGGGGCCAUACCGGUUUUUGCCCGGUUUUUCAUAAAUUAACCGGGCGUAGAAACUUCUUCUUUUUUAAUGAGACGAGGCAAAGCUUUUGCCUCCGUUUCGAAAAAAAAAACUUCCUGGAUACAAAUAUAAAUCCUGAAAGGAAUUCUGUGACUAUCAUCCAACGCUGGCUCUAGAACAGUGACCCAGAAGACUCGGUGACAAGUUGGGUGUAUACCAAGGUUGGAACCUUUCUUUUGAGUGUGCUUUACUGGCCUAAUGCAGCGUGAUGCUUCACCCAUGAUACAUCCAUAAAGGCCUAGUAGUGAUCUAUGCAUUGCCCAUGAAAGAAACACAAGUAACCCAUCCAUCUAUGGACAAAUUCUAAACCAACUGGGCACCACCCGCGGGUGGUGAUGCUGCUGGACUCCAAUUGCGCCAAUUUGCACGACGUAUCCCGCGGGUCUCCCCCCGGUGACGUGAGGACGAUGCGGCUGCGUCAUAACUCAUAAUUCAUGGCCCGUAGCUUUCCGUUGCGCAACACAUUUGGUUUGGAUUUGAAGAAUGCCAGGUGUUUCUUCACAUAUGGACCGUCUUCUUUAGAGGACAUGUUAAUCACAUGGUUACGAGGACAUGUGAAUCACAACAUGACACGGUAAUCUUUUCUCCGAUGUGAGAAGUCUCUUGAACUCAAUUGGUUGGUGGGUUAGCAUCUUGGUUCAUCUCCUUACGUACUCUGUCGUACCAGAAUUAUGUGGCUGGGAGUUUUGUGCCAUAGGGACUCUCAUGAAUUCUGUCCAUAGUUCCAUAUGGACGAGGGGGGUGCCAAUGGCCAAGUCAUUUCUAGAAAUUAUGGAACAAAGAGAGGAAAUAACCAAAGGAGAGUGGACCCUUUACUACCCAAUUGGCCCCCGAAUAGCAUGGCUGCGUGGAAUUGGAAUGAGAUGCAAGUGCAACACGCCCAACUCAACCGGAAUCAUAUGUGCAUUUCCAGUCGCCAAGACUUUGGGAGAACCUACAUUUCCGAUUCCCCCAUAUCUCCGGACACAUUCCACACAUAUCAUUCCGAACCGUCUCUCCUCUAUAAAAUCCCACAUAACCCUCUGCCCGAAUGUCAUAACAGCGUGGACGAAAUUCCCCAGCCGCUUCUUCGCUCGCUCAGUACUCCAAUCAGGUGCGGCUCUGAAGGGGCAUUUCGUCGAACAGGAUGAAUGCACUGGCAGCGACCAGCAGGAACUUCAAGCAGGCGGCCAAACUGCUGGGUCUGGACUCCAAGCUGGAGAAGAGCUUGCUCAUCCCGUUCAGGGAGAUCAAGGUUGAAUGCACAAUUCCGAAAGAUGAUGGGACAUUAGCAUCCUAUGUGGGGUUCAGGGUGCAACAUGACAAUGCCAGGGGUCCUAUGAAGGGUGGAAUCAGAUACCACCAUGAGGUUGAUCCUGACGAGGUCAAUGCGUUGGCACAACUAAUGACAUGGAAAACGGCGGUGGCUAAUAUCCCAUAUGGAGGAGCUAAAGGUGGCAUAGGAUGCAGCCCUGGAGAUCUGAGCAUAUCAGAGCUCGAGCGACUUACCCGAGUUUUCACCCAGAAAAUCCACGACUUAAUCGGCAUCCACACCGAUGUUCCGGCUCCUGAUAUGGGAACCAAUGCGCAGACAAUGGCAUGGAUGCUGGAUGAGUACUCCAAGUUUCAUGGUUACUCGCCUGCUGUGGUGACAGGGAAGCCUGUUGACCUUGGAGGAUCUCUGGGAAGAGAUGCGGCUACUGGAAGGGGAGUUCUGUUUGCUACUGAAGCCUUACUAGCAGAGCAUGGUAAAGGCAUUGCAGGCCAGAGGUUUGUAAUACAGGGAUUCGGCAAUGUUGGCUCCUGGGCUGCUCAACUGAUCACUGAAGCGGGCGGCAAGGUGAUCGCCAUCAGUGAUGUCACAGGAGCUAUCAAGAACAGCAAUGGCCUCGACAUCCCCGAGCUAGUGAAGCACUCGGCAGAGAAGCGCGGGAUCAAGGGCUUCGCCGGAGGCGACGCCGUCGACCCCAGCUCUCUUCUCAUCGAAGACUGCGACGUCCUCGUCCCCGCAGCGCUGGGGGGAGUCAUAAACAAGGACAAUGCUAAUGACAUCAAAGCGAAGUACAUCAUCGAGGCCGCGAACCACCCGACAGACCCUGAGGCUGACGAGAUUCUGGCGAAGAAAGGUGUGCUGAUCCUGCCGGACAUCCUGGCGAACUCGGGCGGGGUGACGGUGAGCUACUUCGAGUGGGUGCAGAACAUCCAGGGUUUCAUGUGGGACGAGGAGAAGGUGAACCGGGAGCUGAGGACGUACAUCGCCCGGGCCUUCAGGGACACCAAGGACAUGUGCAGGGCGCACCACUGCGACCUCCGCAUGGGCGCCUUCACCCUCGGCGUCAACCGCGUCGCCCGCGCCACCGUCCUCCGCGGCUGGGAAGCCUGAUUGCUCUCCAGCCGGGAAUGGGAUUCCAUUGGGGAUACAUAAAUCAGGACUCAACAAGAAUGAUUCCAAUAAGUCGUCCAUGUAUGUGUUGUUUUGGCCUCCAUCUAUUGGAUUGGACUCUUGGAGGCUGAUCGAUCGAUCGAUCUUGCCGCCGGGCGCUGUACCAUGUUCUUGCAAUUCGUAGUUGAUUAAACGCAGGAAAUUAAUGUAAUUUCGCUUUCUUGGCAAAACUUUUGGGUCUACCCACUCGUCUGAUCUAUGAAUUUUGGGGACUCGGAAUAAAA
Molecule: messenger RNA, 3887 nt
Organism: Brachypodium distachyon (stiff brome)
Lineage: Eukaryota; Viridiplantae; Streptophyta; Magnoliopsida; Poales; Poaceae
Product: glutamate dehydrogenase 1, mitochondrial
Exons: 9
Coding region: 2368-3603 (411 amino acids)
Biological process (GO): L-glutamate catabolic process
Cellular component (GO): mitochondrion
Molecular function (GO): L-glutamate dehydrogenase (NAD+) activity
Source: RefSeq, a predicted model, not a curated record